Linum tenue is the source of this 1260-nucleotide messenger RNA. NCBI's taxonomy places the organism in Eukaryota, Viridiplantae, Streptophyta, Magnoliopsida, Malpighiales, Linaceae. The record is from the annotation of a GenBank genome assembly.
ACAAAAUUACCCUUUUGCCCCACUUUGCUCCUCCGUUUCAAAAUAAAGACCCCGUGCUUCCGUACGGCUCUCUCCUACCUCACUGAUUGGCGAAACGAAACUCUUCCGUCCUCCCCGACGCUUUUUCCCUAUCAUCUGCAACCGUUUUCUUCCGCCGAUGGCCGCCGCCGCCGAUUCUCCGGCCACCGAUCACAAUUCAGCAAUGAGCAGCCGGAAUCCGGAAGUUCUGUGGGCGCAGCGCUCCGAUAAAGUGUACUUGACAGUAGCCUUGCCGGACGCUAAGGACAUAUCGGUGAAAUGCGACCCCAAGGGUUUGUUCAGCUUCUCCGCUCGCGGGAAACAGGGUGAAAACUUCGAGCUCAAUCUCCAGCUCUUCGCUCCCAUUCUCCCCGAGAAAUGCAAAACUAAUGUGGGGUUAAGGAACACAAUCUGCUCGAUUCAGAAAGAGGAGAAAGGGUGGUGGAAAAGAUUGUUGAAGUCGGAAGAGAAGCCGGCACCUUACAUUAAAGUUGAUUGGAACAAGUGGGUGGAUGAAGAUGAUGAGGAAUCAACUCUUGACGAAUUUUCGGACGAAGAUGACACUGUUGCGGAUGAUGAGGAUGCUGAAAGCAAUGACGACGAAGGAAUGCUUUACCUUCCUGAUCUGGAGAAGGCUAGAGGAAAGUGAGCUGAUUCUUAUGGAUGGUGCUGCCAAGGUUGGUUUAUGUGAAUAGAGCCAUUAGCUGCCUGCAACUCCAAUGUCCUCCCUCUUUGUCUGAAUUUAGCUAGGAGUAUAUGCUGUUGAGAAGCUUAGCUUAGCUUAGCGCUCCUCUGGUUUUGACUACCAAUAGUACUAAUUAGUAAUCGCUGUAACUUCGCCUGAGCUCUUGUUUCUUGUUUGAAUCUAAUCGUAGUAUAUGUCAAAUGUUAGCAGAAGGCUCUAGCCUUUCCUUUUCACUUUUAACUCCUUAAGUAGUCCAAAAGUCUGAUAAACUAGUACGUUGGGGUUUCAGUUUCUACCUUUCUGUGAGCAAGUAGUUGGUCAUUUUCAAUCACUUUGACCGUCGCUUGAAACAGUAAGAACAGCGGUUCGCUAGCUUGGUCUAGUAUUUAGUUGAGUUUAAGUAGGGGUGUCAUGUGUGCUACGGUUUAGUCUGGAGCGGACCAAAUUUAGGAGAACCCCUAUUCUAUAGUGAAAGAUUGUACCAACAAUGCAUUUGGUCUGCAUUGAUUCGAUUCAUUUUUCUUCAGUGGUUUAUUGUAUCAGAGCCUCGACUAAAG